Molecule: messenger RNA, 1928 nt
Organism: Hypomesus transpacificus
Lineage: Eukaryota; Metazoa; Chordata; Actinopteri; Osmeriformes; Osmeridae
Gene: fkbp1ab
Product: FKBP prolyl isomerase 1Ab
Exons: 5
Coding region: 95-421 (108 amino acids)
Molecular function (GO): peptidyl-prolyl cis-trans isomerase activity
Source: RefSeq, a predicted model, not a curated record
UGACAGACGCUCCAGUCCUAGACGGGCAGCUAGACUGGAGCAGCGGAUUGCGGGAGAAUCUGUAGCGAGGGUGCAGGGACACUAACGGACACAAAUGGGAGUCGAAAUCGAGACCAUAACCCCGGGCGAUGGAAGGACGUUCCCUAAGAAGGGGCAGACAUGCGUGGUGCAUUAUGUUGGAUCCCUGACGGACGGUCGUAAAUUCGACUCAUCCCGGGACAGGGACAAGCCCUUCCGCUUCAAGAUCGGUAAACAGGAAGUGAUCCGGGGCUGGGAGGAGGGCGUUGUGCAGAUGAGCGUGGGGCAGAGGGCCAAGCUGACCUGCUCUCCUGACUUUGCGUACGGGAACAAGGGCCACCCGGGCAUCAUCCCAGCCAACGCCACGCUCACCUUCGACGUGGAGCUGCUGAGCCUGGAAUGAGCCAUCCACCAACUGACGUUAUUUGACGUGACUUGAUGCUGCAGACUGGAGAGAGGACAGUGUGCAGCAUGCUCCAGCCUUGAGUUACACCACUUUCCUCUCGCUCUUUCAUCCAUAUGUUAUGAAAGUCUGUGAUGUUGUAUUCUCAGUGAUUAACUACUUUAUUUUCACAUUCUUCUUCUUCAAACCAAUGUGUGGGCCAUAAUCUUACAAAAUCUCCUGGUUCUUAAUCUUGAAUUUCUGUUUUUAAAUAUUGUGAUUUAAUGCUACUCUGCAUUUGUUUUGUGAAGACCUGUGGUGCAUGGUUAUUAUGAGUAAUACAAAACACCAAUGACUCACUAGCAACAACAUUCAUCAGUUUGAAGAGUUUACAUUGACACAGUUAGAGGGCUAGAACAUGAUGGUUUUAAUCAAGUAACCAAACCCAAGACAAUAUUUUAAAAAGCACAUUGUUUCUGAACCUCUGUUGCAGCUACAACAAAGAACAGAAUAGAAAAGCAGUCUGGUAACAUUAGAGUUUUUAGUGUUGAGCGAAGUACCAAGACUAAAUAGAAUGGUAGAAUAGAAUCAGACAGUGAAGUGUUUUAGUUUUUUGUUUUUAGUUGUUAAUGAUCUUUAAUAGGAUAUAGGGCUGUCCACUAUGAGCAGCCAAGUACUGUAUUUAAUAACAGCUGUUAACUGUACAUGUGCCUCUGUCCUGACCAGACCUGUCUAUAUCUCCUCCAUCUCAAAGCUUUGCAUUUUUAUAGCUUUUAGUCUGCCUACUUUUCCAUUUAGCUUUUGAAAGUCAAACCUUUAACCCCCUUUAAAGUCAUAGGCAUGUGGAUUGGGUGUGCACAUACAUUGGGUUGGUAGUUAUCCGUUUUAAGUGAAAUGCUUGAAAUAUAUAUUAUAUUUUACCUCAAUUAAAUUGUGACCUUCCCCCUCAACACAUUUUGUGUACCUACCAUGGGAAUUUCUCAAAUGCCAAACUUUCUAACUGCAGAUUCAUUUUUCUUUUUUUACACUUUACCAGUAGGGCAGAUCUCUGUCAAUGUCAUAAUAAUAACAAAGUAUUCUCUUUAGCUGAAGCCUUCAGCCAAAGCGAUGUAUUGGAGGGGGGGUUGGGACUUCAACCUGCAACCUCUUGAUCUGCAGUCGUACUCUCAAACCCCUGAGCUCAAGCCUUCCCUUCUUCGCUGGCACCACCAAACCUGCCUGAACAAACCCGCCGCUCUGUUCACCUGAACAAACCCGCCGCUCUAUUCACACUUCUGCUUUUGUAUCCCAUUCAAGUAACGUUCUGUUCGAUAACCACUGGAGGGAGGAGCUAUGAAGCUCGUCUGCUCCUGGCCUUGGCUGCUCGAGGCCUGUGACAGCCGCGCGGUCCUGGGCCUGGCACUUUGCCCCUCCCCUUACUGUUUUGUAGUGUGCCGAGUUACAUGCUGUGUGCAGGAUAAAACCAAUGAUAAAUAUUUAAAACUUGCUGUUGCAAUAAAGUGCUCUCCUGUUUGGGGAAAUGCCUCUG